AAUCUUAGUAGGUCACAGAAAGUACUAACAAAAUCUAUCUUCUGUUUUCAGAAAUUGGUUGCCCAAAUGAAACAGGAUCCACAGAAUGCUGAUUUGAAGAAGCAGCUUCAUGAACUCCAAGCCAAAAUCACAGCUUUGAGUGAAAAACAGAAAAGAGUGGUUGAACAACUCCGAAAGAAUUUAAUGGUAAAGCAGGAACAGCCUGAUAGUAAGUUUCAAAUACAGCCAUUGGCACAGACAGAAAAUAAAAUACAAACAUCACAGCCGCUACAGCAGCAGCCGCAGCAGCCACAGCAGCAGACCACUGCACCCUCUCCAAACCUGCUUGGGUCACAGAAAACUGUAACUACAGCUUCUAUGAUCACCACUAAGACACUACCUCUCGUUCUGAAAGCAACAGCAACCAUGCCUGCCUCUGUUGUGGGUCAAAGACCUACAAUUGCCAUGGUGACUGCCAUCAACAGCAGCCAGAAAACUGUCCUUAGCACUGAUGCACAGAACACGCCUGUCAACCUCCAGACAACAAAUAAAGUCACUGGUCCAGGAACAGAGGCAGUACAAAUAGUGGCAAAAAAUACAGUCACGUUGGUUCAAGCUACAGCUCCUCAGCCUAUCAAAGUGCCACAGUUCAUCCCUCCUCCCAGACUUACUCCUCGUCCAAAUUUCCUUCCACAGGUUCGACCUAAACCGGUUGCCCAGAAUAACAUACCUAUAGCCCCAGCCCCACCUCCUCCUAUGCUCGCUGCUCCUCAACUUAUUCAGAGGCCUGUGAUGUUGACCACAAAGUUCACACCCACCUCCUUACCCUCUACACAGAAUUCCAUACACCCAGUCCGUGUUGUGAACGGGCAAACAGCAACCAUAGCCAAAACUUUUCCAAUGGCACAACUCACCAGCAUUGUUAUAGCAGCCCCAGGUACCAGGCUUGCUGGACCUCAGACUCUACAGAUCAGCAAACCAAAUGUUGAGAAGCAGACAGUCAAGCCCCAAGUAGAAACAGAGGAGAAGCCAACAGAGGUUCAUACUGUUACCCCUCCUGCACCUCCCAAGCCAAAACGAGAAGAAAACCCACAGAAACUUGCCUUUAUGGUUUCUCUUGGACUUGUUACACAUGACCAUCUGGAAGAAAUACAAAGUAAGAGACAAGAAAGAAAACGAAGAACCACAGCAAAUCCAGUUUACAGUGGAGCUGUUUUUGAGCCUGAGCGCAAGAAGAGUGCGGUCACAUACCUGAACAGCACAAUGCAUCCUGGGACACGUAAACGAGGUCGUCCACCUAAAUACAACACUGUGCUGGGAUUUGGGGCUUUGACCCCCACAUCCCCUCUGUCCAGUCAUCCUGACUCCCCUGAAAAUGAAAAGACAGAGACCACAUUUACUUUCCCUGCAACUGUUCAGCCUGUGUCCUUGCCUAGCCCCAGCUCCACAGACGGUGAUAUCCAUGAAGAUUUUUGCAGUGUUUGCAGGAAAAGUGGACAGCUACUUAUGUGUGACACAUGCUCACGUGUAUAUCACUUGGACUGUCUAGACCCACCUCUGAAAACUAUUCCCAAGGGCAUGUGGAUUUGUCCCAAAUGUCAAGACCAGAUGUUGAAGAAAGAAGAAGCAAUUCCAUGGCCAGGGACUUUAGCAAUUGUUCAUUCAUAUAUUGCAUACAAAACAGCAAAAGAAGAGGAAAAACAGAAAUUACUGAAAUGGAGUUCAGAUUUAAAGCAGGAAAGGGAACAAUUAGAACAGAAAGUCAAACAACUCAGCAAUUCUAUAACAAAAUGUAUGGAAAUGAAGAACACAAUCCUGGCAAAACAGAAGGAAAUGCACAGUUCAUUGGAGAAGGUAAAACAGUUAAUUCGCCUCAUCCAAGGCAUCAAUCUUUCCAAAUCCAUAAACUCUGAGGGCGGUUCAGCAGCCAUCUCCAAUGGCAUGGACUCCACCAGUAAUGUGACAGCUGCCACCUCCACCCCAGCAUCUUCCCCCUCCCAGAGCUGCAUGGUGAACUGUAAGAAGGGCAAUGAGACUAAAUAACAGAGCACAAUAAGAAGGAGCCAGAGGAUAUGGCAGCAAAGAAGAAGAACAUAACAGACCCUCUAGAAAAGGAAAGCUGGAUUUCUUCUGGAAAGUACAAGAAACUCUUUGGUUCCAGAAAGAGUAUGAAGAUACUCGUGCCAGGUGGCACCAGAUUUGCCAAUUGAUCCUUCUUAUUCUGUGUGUACGUGCAAAGUUUGGACCAUGUUACAUGAAUAGUGCCAGCUGGAGGUUCUUAGCCAGCACCAUGCCAAGUUAAAUAAGAUAUUUACUCUCUCUAUAUUUUACACCAGAGUGUGCCUGCAGCAGCCUCCACAGCCACUAUAGGUUUGUUUUUAUUUUUAUUUGGGGGUAGGGAGCAGGGAGGAGCAGGUUUCAGACCUUAUCUACAGACCAGUUUUUGUUUAGCUAGGGAAACUUCAAAUCCAAAGAGCCUGUGGGCUUUUCCUGUUUCUAAAUUGUCCAUACUACUAAACCAAAAAUGCAGAAAUAAGAAUUAACAAAAUCUAGUAUCCUAAAAAGGGGGUGGGGAGGGGAUAAAAACUUAUCCAGUAAGCAGUAUUUACAGCUGUUUUUACAGAAGACACAACAAAGAAAGAGGAAAGAUUUUUCAGUAAGUAUCCAAAAGGCUGAAGAUUACUAGACUGGCAGCUUUGGGUUGUCCUCUCUCUCACUCUCUUUUUUAAUGCAUUCAGAAAAUAUAUUCAGAUGCAGAUGGAAUGCAUUGUUGAUUUAGUUGCUACAUUAAGAAGGAAGCUUUUACUGAGGUAGGGAAGGAGACUAAUAUGAUCAGCUUGCAUUUUUGGAAAGCAGGUCAUGAGUGAAAAGAAAAUUCUCUUUUUCUCUUUUUGGUACAUUUGUCCAGCAAAAACAGUAUCCCAAACAGCACAACACAUGUCCCUAAUGUAUUGCCCAAAUAGUUAAAAUGCCUGUUUCCUUUGUUUCCUUUCUCUUUUGGUUACAAAUAUAAGGAAUAGAAAAACUCUUUUUUUCAGGCUGACAGUCCAAUUAAAAAGGUAGAUGGGACCUUGCAUGGUAUAGAUUAGAAGUAAUAGUGUCAGUGAGAUACAGUGAGUCUUUGUGAGUCCGUGUGUCAUCGUUUUGGGCACUGUUUUUUAUGCAAGGGCAAAUCUUUGUAUCUGGGGGAAAACAACUUUUUUAAAUUAAAAAAAAGAAAAAGAUAUUGAGGUCUUCCUAGUGUUACUUAAAAUAAGAUCAAGGUAAGAAACAUUGUAAAAAAUUACAAAAGUGCUAUUUGUUUCCUAAACAAGUGAUUUCUAUUAAAAAGGUGUCAGAACUGGAGUAAAUGCUGUGUACUUAGAUUUUUUUUAACACAGAUUUUAUUUCUGGUAUUGCCAUAAUGCUGUGGUUUCAGUUUAAAAAAUGCCUUGGGGUGGAUGUGUUGAUAUUGUCAUGCCGUUGAAAUAGCCUUCAAGAUUAAAACUGAAUCUGAUCUGAAACCAUUUUUUAAACUAAGGGGAUUUCUUCUCUGUAAAAGUACAGAGAAAAACAUUGACAGCAUUAGUAAUUUUUAUUCUAUUGCAAUAUGGCACCUAAGCUAAUAAAGAGAUUUAUGCUGAGGGAUAACACUUCUUAUCUUACUUUUUAAGGCAGUUGUCAAACUAAUCCUGUAAUGAUCAAAAGGCUGAUGUUGGACAUCAAAUCUGUAAGCCUGAAAUAGCCAGUUUUGUAUAUAUCAGUGCAAUCACCCAACACAUUUUUUGUGGCAGAACUCAUGUCACUAAAGCAUGACAGAGUUAGCCCAAACAUUAUCUGGGUACAUGUUAGCAGAACUCUUAUUUCUGCUCAUCAGUGAUGGUACAGGUGUGCUUAUUCUACAUUGAAGAACUAUGCAUCAUUAUGCACUUUAUUUGUACACUCAUUUGAAGUUUGCUUGUUAUUAUAUUAGUUCUUUUGCUUUCUGGUAGCUUCCAUUCUUGGCCCUGAAGCUUCAGUCAUUUUCAGUUAGGCUUCUUGCUUUUAGAGCCCAGCAAUUGAUUAUUCAUUCUCAUAGUUAAUUAGUGAAAAAUAAGAAAGAUUCCUGUCAAACAGAACUUGCUUUACAUUUGAAAAUGUCAGGCUUUACUGUCAACUCUUGAUAUUUUGUAGUGAAGCUAGCACAUUUCCAAAGAUUAGAUGUCACUAAUGGGUAUAAAUGAAAGACAGCCGAUCAGUCAUGUUGACAGCCGCUCUGAGUAUAUAAUAUUGUCACAAGAAUGCAUAGAGCAAAAUAUUACUGGGAUCACAAGCCUGUUCAUUUUGGGUCUUACGAAGCCAACCAUUUAAUAAGCCACAUGAUUUUGCUGCCUGCCUGGGAUAUCCUAGCAAGCCAGAUUACAUGCCUGAUGAGUUGCAUUUGGCCUGACAGGUUGCAAGAUGUUUAGCCCUGUGUUACGGCACCUUUUAGGGGGUGAGGAGUAAGUGAAGCUGCCCAGUUUUCUCUACUGACUGAAUAUCUGCUGUUUGCUACUGAUAGUGGCAAACAAGUAACAUCUCAAAUAUUAGCUAUUCCCAUAUGCACAGGGCCCUUUCUUUCCUUCACUUUAUACUGUGGACAGCGUUAUAUUUCUUUUCCAGUGGUUCCUGGAGCAUGAUUUCACUUUGAAUUGACUGGAAUAUAGUGGCCAUGAUAGUCUCUGAUCCUUCACUGGAAAGUGGAAUAAAUGCAGAACUACUGUUCCUGCUAAAUGUGGUGCAAAGACUAAAACAGUGACCCCAUGGGAAGUUAUUUUCUUCCGUUAUAUGCCGUAAAUAGUGAAUAACAAAUUUUUAGUCAGUGCCUCAGAAAGGAUGGGUAACUUCUUGUUUUUAUGCUCCCAUAAGGAAGCAUAAAAAGAAAAGUGUUGAGGUCCAGUUUCUUACUGUACGAAGGAUAUGAUUUCUUAAGGCAAGUCUCCCAUUUAUUGGAAACCUGUUUUGGAUUUAUUCUGAUAAAACGAAUAAAUCUUUUGUCUUGACCUCUUCUGACUAGUAGGUGUAUAGUAGUCAUCCAGCACUUUUUGAUGUUACAAUAAGGCUGUUCUCUGGAUACCCUGAGUUUAUUACUCUGCAAUUUUAUACAUACAUACUCCCCUUUGCAUCUCCUGCCCUGGCAUUGUAAUCAGUUAAGUUGAAGGGAAAGAAAGGAAAACAAUCAGCAGCAGGCUGUUCCCAUUUCUCAGUGUCCCUGAAACAGAAUAUUGUUCCUAGAUUUGAAUUUUGAAAAUACAGCACAAAAUAUAAAAUAACGUUUGGACUUUAUAGAAGGACCCUUGCAUAUUUACAGAAUGGAUAAAUACAUGCUUUAUUGAACAAAAAUUGCAAAAUGAUUUGUAAUGGAUGUCAGAUUUUCUUGAAUGCAAAGGGUUGCUCUCAAAAUAAAAGGGAAUCACAGAAAAGAAAACAUUUCUUGUUAGAUAAGAUUGCCAUUGUAAAAGAUUUUAUUAGGUAGAAUUACCAAGAUCAGUGCUUCUGAUAACACUUCAUGUCAGGAAUGUGUCAGAGAAACAUUCAGAAACAUCAUUAGAAUUAGGAGACAACCAUGCUUAUGGUUGCUAGUGGCUUGCAAUUAGUCUUGUUUUUGUUCUCCUCCUAAACUUUCUACAACCUCUGCCCAGUGCCACAUUGGCUGUUUGUAUCUUGUCACAUGUAUCAGUAUGUCACAAUAUGUUCUCUUAUAAAUGUGUGGUGCUGCAUAUCAUGGAAUUCGCUGUGAAUGUGUGAGGAAGUAGAUCGGAGUUUAAAUCUUUUAAUCUAUAUUGUAAAAAAUUGAAAGAAUGGAUUAGAUGGACAGGUCCUUGUGGGACGUGAUGCAGUUACUCUAUUGGGAAAUUGUAUCAAACAACUGUGAUUGCAAAUUACAAAUGAGUAGAUUUUAGUUGCACAAAUACCACAGAUGUGUGAUGCAGCUACAGAUCAGCAACAUACUUCGCCUUGGCUUAGCAUUGUGAUUCCUCCUUAUUUCAAGGUUUUGUUCCUAUUUAAUCCAUCGAAUUCCUUUACAAUGUGAAUACAUAGCAAAGCCUUCUUACAAUCAUUGUACUAUCCUUUUGUUUUUUUAAAGUUCCUACUUAAGUUAUGUAGUCUUGAUCAAUUCAGGAUUACAAUGCAUAGUUAAUGUAUGAGCCCUGCUACAAAUCCUAGAAUUGCAAAUUAUUUUUUUCAUUGUAGUUAUUUCCCCCCAAAGCUCAACUCUGACAAUAAGUGAAAGAAGGAAGAUCCCACUGGUGGAUUUGGUUCAGAAAAAACACAAAUGCCUCAUAAAAAGGGGAUUGACUUUUCCUCCCUAAGAUUGAUUUAUGUAGUUUUGUACAAAACUUGAAGUUAGGCUAAAUUUCUGGGCUCUACCAAUGUGAUGUAGGUUGAACACAAAAGCAGAAUGGCCUAAACUUAGCUGAAACAUCUCAGUUCCUUUCCAGCUUGUCUUCCCAUUAACAGAUUAUCGUGAGAGACUGUCUUAAGGUUCUGUAAUGCUCUUCAAAUGUUGAAGAAUUUAUUGCAUAUCUAAGAAUGGACAGUAACUGGCUGUUGUCUUAUCUGCAUGCCUUGCCAGUUUUAGGAUAGCUCUACAUAGCUCUUCCAUUUUUAAAAAUCGUUAUUACUGAAAUAAGCAGCUAUUUAUUUAGCAUUAAAUAUCUCCCCGUCUCCAACACUUAUUCUACCUCAGUUUAUCUUAGGUGUCCUUUGCAAAGUACAAGAUCUUUGAAAUGAAAGGUUGGGAUUACACAUCACACUAAGCCAUAAUGUGGCUUUGGCUUAAGGUAUAUGAAGCCAGACAUUACAACUUACUUAGCAAGACUUGGUUAGCAUGAAGUAUGAACCCUGCCAAAGAGUCAAUUUCUGUUCCACUAGAACUGUAAACAACUGUCUUCAGAUAUUUGCAAAAUUUUCUCUAAAUACUUGGGGGGAAAGCAGUGAUAAGCAUGUUAGCUUUGUCUUUCCUCUGUAAUCCUUUUCAUCAUUCUUUAUGUGUAGAGGACUGCUGAGAAGAAACUCCUCUACCCACAAAAGCUCUCCAUCCAAUUUAAAACCCUGAUUUAGAAUCACAAAGAAAUCUCUCCUUUGCAAAUUUCCCUCUACAUAUGGAAGGUGAUAAAAGCAAUGAUUGGGGUGUGUGGGGGGAAGAAGGAUCCUCAUACCCCCUCUCCCCAUUCUUUAGGUGUAGAAAGAGUGCUCUUUGGAAAUACCCAAUGAGUUCUUACCUUUAUUUCCCUUCUUUCCUGAUCUGUUGGUGAUUCCUGCACUUUGCAGCUACAUACUUACAUGUCAGUCUUGAUGUCAGGAACAUGAUAGCUGGAUCACUGUGAAGGGCCUUGUUCUGAGAAUCUUCUACUUUAGUAAGGAGUACUCCUAACUUAUCAGUUAACUGUUGUACUCUUGUUAUGGAAUAAAGGUAGAUCUUGGGGAAACCUGUGGUGGUUGUGUCCCUUAAUGCACCAAUGAAAAAUCCUAUUAGUGCCAAUUUUUGUUACGAAUAUAAGGCCAACAGGAAUUAAACCAGGACUGAAAUUUGGGUAUCUUAAGUAGGAAACUCUCAGUAAAAAACAAAACAAAACAAAAAGAAUUAACAAAUACUAGUCUAUUUAGGCUUCCCUGUCAAGUACAUGUGGUGCAUUUAAUGUUACACUAAUUUGUAGCUUAUUUUGUAAUUUAUUUAGUUUUGCAGUCGCAGAGAUAUUCCUGCUGACUUCCUUAUCAACCACCUAUGCAUCUUUAAGACCUGAUUCUAUUGUUUGUAACAAAAACUUUCUGAUAAUUGGAAAGGACUCCUUGCAGUAACCAGUGUGUAAUAAAAGGUGGCUGACCUCGCAGGAAACUCCAUUUUUGCUUAUCCAGCAGCAAGUCUCCAGCCCUGUAUAUGCAUCUUUGGAACCUCAUGCAACCAGCAGUUGGUCACUCCAUAUAAUAUUGUCCCUUCCUUUUCCAAUGUAUGUUCCAGCUAAACUCAGCUACACUUGUACUGCCUCUGCAGCCCAAGUCCUCAUGUCAUUUGUAAGACUUUCUUUAAAUGAAUUGGGUGCAACCUCAGUUUCACAGAUGAUCACCCUGUGAAUGGUAUAUAGUUAUAUGACUUGGUUUGGCUAAGGGUUUUGCUUGGUUUUGUUUUUGUUUUUGGUUAAGAUAAAAAAGAAAUCGCCUGGUGCUCAUAGUGAUUUUUCAGUCUCUUUGCUGCCUUCUUUCUGUAGCCUUCCAGUCCCUUGUGGGUUUGGUAACGUUGUGUCUAGAUUUUAGUCUAUUAAACCAGGAA
Python bivittatus (Burmese python) is the source of this 8248-nucleotide messenger RNA. NCBI's taxonomy places the organism in Eukaryota, Metazoa, Chordata, Lepidosauria, Squamata, Pythonidae. The record is from RefSeq and is a predicted model, not a curated record.